AUGCUAAAAUUUGCAAGGAGAUUUUUUGGGCAUAAAGAUGAGCUUGCAAGCUUCCUUUCACAGAUAGGAAUAAGCAACUCACUCCCUUGAGAAUAAGAAAAGCAGUAAAAUUGAAAAUAAUUAAAUUAGUGAUUUUUUUAAUACCAAGCACAUAGAAAAUUCUAUAGUUUUUUGAAGGGGAGAUAGUGACUAAAUACAGCAUCGAUGAAGGGAAAGUAGAAGUUCAGCUGAAAUUAGACGAGAGCUAUCGGAAAAAUAGAGCUGCGUUGCUUAAUCAUAUUAAGACGUUGCCAUGGGUGAAUGACUGUAAAGUCACAAUUGCUCCAGCAGAGCAGAAGACCAAGGAUUAUGGGAACUUAAAGAAAGUAAAAAAUAUUAUUGCUGUCGCAAGCUGCAAAGGAGGAGUAGGGAAGUCAACAGUCGCUGUAAACUUAGCAUUCAGCAUCUCACUUCUAGGCUAUAGAGUGGGAAUUUUUGAUGCUGAUAUUUAUGGACCAAGCUUGCCAACUCUUAUUAAUUCCCCUCAAACUUAUCUUGAAAGCCCUAAGGAUGAUCCAAAAUCAAUUAUUCCUAUAGUUUAUAACGGAGUAAAAUGCAUGUCAUAUGGCUAUGCUGCAGCAAACAAAAAAGCAAUAUAUAGAGGUCCUAUUGUAUCUGCACUCAUUCAGCAGCUUCUAUUUAAUACUCUAUGAGAUGAAUUAGAUUAUUUAGUACUAGACACUCCACCAGGCACCGGAGACAUACAAAUUACAUUAUGCCAAGAAUUACCUAUUUCUUCAGCAGUCAUUGUGACAACCCCUCAAAAACUCAGCUUUGUAGAUGUUGUUAAAGGUAUAGAAAUGUUCGACGAAUUAAAAGUUCCAACAGUUGCAGUUGUUGAAAACAUGAGCUAUUUUGAGUGCUCAAACUGUAAAGAAAAACACAGGCCGUUUGGAUUGGGAUAUAAAGAUAUGCUUGUUAAGCAGUUUGGUAUUAAAAAUUCUUUUGAGCUACCAAUGCACUCUGACUAUUCUAAGUUUGGUGAUUUAGGAGCCCCUGUUGUCCUUGUUCAUCCUCCUCAGUCAAGCUUGGUAGAAACAUUCCUUGAAAUGGGCAGAAAAGUGAUGCAAGAAACUGAGACUGUGAAAAAUAUAAAAAAUCCAAAAGUUUGGUAUUCUCCAAAAGAUUCACUUAUUUAUGUGGAGCAAGAUAAAGAGCUAACUAUAUCUCCUUAUAAGUUAAGGACUAGCUGCCAAUGCGCAGCAUGCGUUGAUGAAUUUUCAGGAGUUCAGCUAUUUAAACCUGAGCAAAUCCCAGAAGAUGUAUAUCCUUUGAAGAUUGAGGCUAAAGGAAAUUAUGCUGUUGCAGUAACUUGGUCAGAUGGGCAUAGAUCUUCACUUUAUCCAUAUUCUAAUCUAAUUUCUAUAGCUAAAUCACCAUAA
Messenger RNA from Blepharisma stoltei, 1421 nucleotides. The record is from the annotation of a GenBank genome assembly. Lineage: Eukaryota; Ciliophora; Heterotrichea; Heterotrichida; Blepharismidae.